Molecule: messenger RNA, 1218 nt
Organism: Cyprinodon variegatus (sheepshead minnow)
Lineage: Eukaryota; Metazoa; Chordata; Actinopteri; Cyprinodontiformes; Cyprinodontidae
Product: peripheral myelin protein 22-like
Exons: 4
Coding region: 14-478 (154 amino acids)
Cellular component (GO): plasma membrane
Source: RefSeq, a predicted model, not a curated record
AUCUGCACCCAAAAUGCUGCUCAUCCUGCUAGGAGUGCUCGUCUUUCACCUCAUCGUUCUCAUUCUUCUCAUUGUGUCUACAGCAUCCAGUACAUGGACUGUAGCAACAGGAGUACACACUGAUCUUUGGUAUAACUGCAAGUCAGAUGAUCAAGGCUACCACUGCUUGAACGCCAGCAAUGAAGAUUGGAUCCAAGCUGUGCAAGCCCUCAUGAUCCUGUCUGUGAUCUUCUGCUUUACAUCUCUGAUAGCUUUCUUGUAUCAGCUGUUCAGACUGGUAAAGGGUGGACGCUUCUACUUCACCUCCAUCUUCCAACUCUUUGCGAGUGUUUUUGUGAUGUGCGCUGCAAUCAUCUACACCGUGAUGAGACCGGAGAGUGACAAACAGUAUGGCUACGCUUACGUGCUGGCCUGGGUGGCUUUUCCUCUGAGUCUCAUCAGUGGCCUCGUUUAUCUCGUAUUAAGGAAGAAGGACUAAAAGCAGCAACACAGCGGGAACAAACACAACAUCGUACUGUGCCCACUGCACCUACAGACAAUGAACUGAAAUCCAAGCUUUAAAGUUUUCUCAUUACAUCCAGAACAUUUCACAGAAAUUUGUUUUGUGGAUUCCAAUGCUUUUUUUUAAGUUUCGAUGACAUUGAUUUCUCAACAUCCCAAAAAAAUACAUUGGGUGUGAAACAAUAAGCAAUUCUGCCUUCCUUCAGUGUGAAGAUGUAAAUAGUGUCUGUGGUUUUUAGACAUAUUUAUAACAUGUUUUUUUUUUACAUUUUUAUGUACAUAAUGUUGAGUUAACAUUAUCAUGAUCAUUGAUAGUGUGUCUCUUCUAAAUCAUGCAGCUGUACCAAAGAGAUGUCGCUUCAGCCUCAAUUGUAUCAUCCUUUAUUUUCUUCAUUGUUUUCUCUUGACUUUAUGCCAAAUGCUUUUAAAAUUGUGCCUUAUGCCCUAAUGCAAAAUGUGUGUUUAUAUGAAAGGAAGAAAAACAAACACAAAAAGUGUUAAUAAACUAAAAGUUUCUUUUUUUACUUCAAAUUGUACUUGAUAUUGUUUUUUUUUAUAACAUCAAAAGAGGUGCUUUUUUACCUACUAUCUCUGAACCAUGUACUCCUAUUUGUGCCGCAAGUGUCGAUGCUUGUAAUGUGUUUGCUUUGUAAAAUUCUUAACUUUUUUUAUGUAUUUUGAAUAACCUGUUUGAAAUAAAUUUUGCUCAUCAGCAAA